Molecule: messenger RNA, 1078 nt
Organism: Trichosurus vulpecula (common brushtail)
Lineage: Eukaryota; Metazoa; Chordata; Mammalia; Diprotodontia; Phalangeridae
Product: annexin A8
Exons: 12
Coding region: 1-984 (327 amino acids)
Biological process (GO): negative regulation of serine-type endopeptidase activity; endosome organization; endosomal transport
Cellular component (GO): cytoplasm
Molecular function (GO): calcium ion binding; calcium-dependent phospholipid binding
Source: RefSeq, a predicted model, not a curated record
AUGGCCUGGUGGAAAGCUUGGGUUGAGCAAGAAGGUGUCACUGUGAAGGGCAACCCUCACUUCAACCCUGAACCUGAUGCUGAAACGUUGUACACGGCCAUGAAAGGAAUAGGAACCAAUGAGCAGGCCAUCAUUGACGUCCUCACCAAGAGGAGCAGCGCACAGCGGCAACAGAUUGCCAAAGCGUACAAGUCUCGGUAUGGAAAGGAUCUGACUGAGACCUUGAAAUCUGAACUGAGCGGCAAGUUUGAGAGGCUCAUCAUAGCCCUCAUGUACCCACCAUACAAAUAUGAAGCUAAGGAAUUACAUGAUGCCAUGAAGGGUAUAGGAACCAAAGAGGGUGUCAUCAUUGAGGUCUUGGCAUCUCGGACCAAAACCCAACUUAGGGAAAUCAUGAAAGCUUACGAGGAAGAAUAUGGUUCCAACCUGGAAGAAGAUAUUAAAUCAGACACGAGUGGAUACCUGGAGAGAAUCCUGGUCUGCCUUCUGCAAGGCAGUAGAGAUGAUGUCAGCGGUUUUGUGGAUCCAGGACUGGCACUCCAGGAUGCACAGGACCUCUAUGCAGCUGGAGAAAAGAUACAGGGUACCGAUGAGAUGAAAUUUAUCACCAUCCUUUGCACCCGGAGUGCCACACAUUUGAUGAGAGUGUUUGACGAGUACCAAAAAAUCGCCAACAAGAGCAUCGAAGACAGCAUUAAGAGUGAGACCCAUGGUUCCCUGGAGGAGGCAAUGCUCACUAUUGUGAAGUGCACCCGGAACAUUCACAGUUACUUUGCAGAGAGACUGUACUAUUCCAUGAAGGGAUUAGGAACUCGAGAUGGCACCCUGAUCCGAAAUAUUGUUUCAAGGAGUGAAAUCGACUUAAACCUCAUCAAGAACGAGUUUAAGAAGCUGUAUGGGAAGUCUCUUUCUAGCAUGAUCAUGGGAGACACCAGUGGAGACUACAAGACGGCUCUGCUGAAUCUGGUCGGGAGUGACUCCUGAAGUUUUCAGAGAUGGAAGAGAAAUGUCAGAGAUGAAAAUUAGGAUGGAAAUCCACACGUUACAGGACACCAUAGUUGCCAUUACUGGGGAAUCA